This is a messenger RNA of Folsomia candida, 3618 nucleotides long. RefSeq names its product beta-mannosidase. Gene Ontology annotation, biological process: glycoprotein catabolic process. Bases 742 to 3486 code for a protein of 914 amino acids. NCBI's taxonomy places the organism in Eukaryota, Metazoa, Arthropoda, Collembola, Entomobryomorpha, Isotomidae. The record is from RefSeq and is a predicted model, not a curated record. The transcript is spliced from 15 exons. Gene Ontology annotation, molecular function: beta-mannosidase activity.
ACGGCAAAUCUUUGUCGGCUCUCUUGCAGGUUCGAAUCAAUUAGGAAAACGGGGGACACGACGUAGAAAUAUUUUUUGUUUUACAUUUAUCAAAAUAUUCUUUUCUGUUAAUUCGCUAAGGAAAGUUCAACUUGUUAAAUUUAUCAAAUUUUACGAAAUGUCCCAGCCAAAACUUGUAAAUAAGCCCAAUAUGUAACAUUCUCAUGCAUAAACCAAGACCAAGGUAAUAUAGUAUUACUUCUCUAAUUCUGUGACCAAGACAAACCUCAACACGGGAUGUAAUACCGUAAAGACCACUUUCGUCUGCCCAAACUUCUCACCACACACAUAAGUGAAAUUCACCUUAUCUAUAACAAACAUUCCUUUAUCAUGGAAAGGUUAACGGCACCACCAAACCAACAUUUGUGCAUACAAUAAAUAUGUACAUAAUAUUUACUAACUCAUCCUCCAACAAGUCGUAAUCUUAACACGGUUUGGAAUCAGAUGUGUCAUUCGGAUUAUACAAUUUGUAUUGCCAAGCUUAGCUCUUCUUUGUUAUGUAAAUCAAUUAGGCCAUCCAUCAUCUCGGCUUAUCAAGUCAAAUCCUCCCCAGUUUUACAAAGCAGAUAUGCAGCACUGGGGUCACCACUUUGACUAAAAUUAGCCAGUUAUCUCCUCACCUCAGUCGCGUCUGGUUGACGGACAAAGUAUUUACUUGUUUAGAAAUUUAACUAAUUUACAUAUAUCAUCCCAAAAGUGAGGAUGAUUCGGUUAAUAGCAAUUUUAGUCGUGUCCUGCUACACGACACAUGUCGUCACCUCGCCGGUCGUUAAUACCGGCAUAAUUGCUCUAAAUUUGAACGCUGAGCGUGACUUGGGCGUAUGGACGGCGACCGGGAGGAACGGAACGACAGACUAUUCUGUCGCUGCUGGAGUUCCGGGUGGAAUAUAUUCCGACCUGGAAGCGAAUCAAGUCCUAACCACGCCAAUUUAUCAUGACUACAAUGACCUCGAGUCAAAAUGGGUGGGUCGAACGAAUUGGACAUUUUCGCGACAAUUUACCCCUAGCAACGAGCUUCUCGCCAAAUCGAGAAUAGUUCUCGUAUGCGAAGGACUCGAUACCGUGGCGGACGUCUACGUCAACAACAUUCUCGUCGGAAGCAGCCAGAACCAAUUUGUCCGAUACAUUUUCAACAUCAAGUUUGCAAUUCAGUUGGGCGUCAACAGUUUACGAGUCGAGUUCCGUUCUCCGGUUGAGUAUGCACAGUCCGGGUAUAUUCGACACGACCAAAUCUACGGCUACCCGGUCCUACCCGACGCCCUAGUACCCGAAUUUCGGGGUGAAAACCAGGCUCAAAUGAUUAGAAAGACACAAUCAACCUUCUCCUGGGAUUGGGGGCCUUCAUACCCAACCACUGGAAUUUGGAAAUCCAUCUUCAUCGAGGGAUUAAACGGGGCCGUGAUAAGGGACGUUCUUAUCUUUACGAAUUCUAGCCAAACCCCACCCGACGAAACGGACGCGACCGUGUGGAAUCUUACGGCACGCGUCUACUUUGAAUCUGCGCCGGUGUCGGAGAGUGGAACUUUGACGCUGAAACGGUCCGGAGAUGCGGAAGGGGUCAGUGUACCGGUGACACUGUCAAGUUCGAGCAAUGUCCACGAUGUGACCGCUAUGGUGCCGGGAAGCAUCGCAAAAUUGUGGUGGCCGAAUGGUUACGGAGAUCAAAAUUUGUACACUUAUGACAUCUCCUACUCUUCGGAUUCCUUUAAUGAAACGAGUACAAAAAGCGUACGGGUUGGAUUUCGUACCGUGGUUUUAAUUCAGGAUCUUAUCAACGAGACUACGCCAGAUUGGGGACGCCACUUUUAUUUCAAGGUUAACGACCUUCCACUGUACUCGAAGGGGUCGAAUUCCAUCCCCAUCCACGUCCUGCCUGAAAGGAUAACGCCGGAAAUGACUCAGUGGUUGUUACAAUCCGCGAAGGAAGUUCAUUCCAACAUGAUUCGAGUCUGGGGUGGCGGGAUGUACGAAUCGGAUGUGUUCUAUGACCUUGCUGAUGAAAUGGGAAUCUUCAUUUGGGAAGAUUUCAUGUUCGCUUGCGCGAUGUACCCUGCCACGCCUGACUUUCUCGCCAAUGUGAUGGAAGAAGUCGACACGCAAGUCAAGCGUCUCCAGCACCACCCCAGUUUGGCCAUGUGGGCGGCCAACAAUGAGAACGAGGGCGCCCUCCGACAAAACUGGUACGGAACGGAGAGUAGAUUUGAAACUUAUAAAGCCGACUUUAUCAAACUUUAUGUUGACACGAUCAUCUCCAACGUCACGUUUUUGGAUCCAUCUCGAGAAUGCAUUUCGUCCAGUCCCACGAACGGAUAUCAAUCCGAAUUAGAGGGUUGGGUCGCCCAGAACCCGGGUGAUCAGCGCUACGGUGACAUGCAUCCAUAUGACUACACUUCGGAUUCAUGGGAUUACCGGGUUUUCAGAAAGCCACGCUAUACCUCAGAAUACGGGUACCAAUCCUUCCCAUAUAUCGAGACUCUAAGAAAGGUUACCGACAAUCUUGCUGAAUGGACGUGGGAAUCCGAUUUUGCAGAGAAUCGUCAACAUCAUCCCAGAGGUCAGGAAGAAAUCCGUAACCUGACCCGAUCACAUCUCCCGUUUCCACUCAAUUACAAUUCCAGCGAAGCCUUCCCAUCCAUGCUUUACAUGGCUCAGAUCAUUCACUCCAUGUCGCAAAAGACGCAGACAGAACGUUACAGACGACUGGUGGACAAGUUUAACGAAACCGAUGGCACUGGGUUCAACAUGGGUGCGCUGUACUGGCAGUUGAACGAUAUUUGGGAGGGAUGUUCAUGGGCAACUUUUGAGAUUAACGGACGUUGGAAAAUGUUUGCGUACUACAUUCAGCGUGCAUUUUCCCCAAUUCUGGCCUCCCCUUACAAGCAGGACAAUGGGGACGUUUCCGUCGACCUGAUUUCCGAUCGUGUCGCUCCCUUCGCUGGAGAAAUGCGCUUCCGCGUCUUCAAUUUGGCCAGCUUGACACCCUUGAUCGACCUCCGCGCAGGAGUUGAAACUAGUUACCUCACGUCGCCGGAAGUCUAUCGAUUCACUGCGGACGAAUUGACUGCUGUUGGUUGUGGGGAAGCCAACGCGGCGUCGCCCUGUUUUGUCGUCGUGUCCUUUGCGGAGCCGGAGAUUCCCGAUAAUUUCCUAUGGCUGCAAUACCCAACGAAUAAGGAGUGGGUGAAAAAUCCCAGUAUUCGGGCAACCCAAUACACAGCGUCCCCAGAUUUGAAAACUUUUACGAUCACUCUCUCCUCGCAGGAGGUGGCCCCCUUCGUCUUCGUCAACUUGAAGGAACACACGAAUGGAAAAUUCAACGAUAAUGGUUUCAUUAUGAUUGAAUCCUCGAAAGUAUUAACGUACAAGUCGCGAGAUCCAAUGUCACUGCAAGAUUUUAUGGAUCAAGUCGAUAUCUUAUCACUCUACGAUGUCACUCCGUUCGCGUAAAAUUUGUCCAACUUCUUAAAGUUUCUAAAUUUUAUUGACCUUGCGUGGCCAUAUUAAAAUUUAAAAUUUGACUUGUGUAAGUUUAAAAUUCAUAUUAUGAAAAUAUUAUGUGAUAAAUAAAUGCAUUUAAAU